Daphnia magna is the source of this 1295-nucleotide messenger RNA. RefSeq names its product DNA repair protein complementing XP-A cells homolog (gene Xpac). Gene Ontology annotation, biological process: base-excision repair; nucleotide-excision repair, DNA damage recognition; nucleotide-excision repair involved in interstrand cross-link repair. Lineage: Eukaryota; Metazoa; Arthropoda; Branchiopoda; Diplostraca; Daphniidae. Gene Ontology annotation, molecular function: damaged DNA binding. The transcript is spliced from 6 exons. The record is from RefSeq and is a predicted model, not a curated record. The coding region runs from base 156 to 1172 and encodes 338 amino acids. Gene Ontology annotation, cellular component: nucleotide-excision repair factor 1 complex.
AAAUACAUGCAACGUUUUUUCCAAGUCUGGCAUUGUUGAAACCUUUUUUCGUUUUCCUUUCAUUUGUUUUUUGUCUGCUAGCGAGAGCAGUCAGUCAAAACUCAAAAGCGAACAGUGCACUUUAUUCACGAAUUAUAUAACUUCAUCUUUUACUGAUGGAGAGUGCAAAAAACGCCGUUGAAACAAAAACCAAAUCGAUAUUUGAACUGGACUCAGAUGAAGAAACCCAUAACAAUGAGGGUGAUAGUGGUCUCGCUGCCUCGCUUGAAGCCAGUCCUGUACAAAAUAACAAAGAAGUCAGUCAUGAAGUAGCUAGCGAUAACAUCGACUCACGGGAACAGAUUACCUCAUCAUCAGAAGACCUCCAUAUCUCUAAACUUGGUGAAGACAACAUACCAUCUUUAAGUGCAUUCCAGAAGGCCAGAAUAGAAAGAAAUCGUCAGAAAGCCCUCCUCCUUCGCCAGGCAAGAUUGCAAGCUCAUCCUUAUAAAAAUGGCAACACAGAAGAGCAUUCUGUAAUCAGGAUCAAGAACUCGAGACUUAUUGAUUCAGGGGGUGGAUUCCUCAUUAAUGAGAAAGAACUUGAAGAAGAACAACAAAGAGAAAUAGUGAUUACUGAAGACCCUGCUCCAAUCAUUUUGCCUGAUCGUCCUCAUUGUGAUGAGUGUGAGCAGCCCCUUCACGAUUCAUUACUUUACCGCUCUUUUUCACAUCCGGUUUGCGAUCCGUGCAAAGAUGCAAACGACGAUAAGUACAGCCUAAUUACGCGAACAGACGCGCGCCAGGAGUACCUCCUAAAAGAUUGCGAUUUGGAUUUGCGCGAGCCAAUUUUACGUUACAUCUUGCGCAAGAACCCUCUCAAUCCCAACUGGGGAGAUAUGAAGCUAUACUUGAGAUUACAGAUUGAAAAACGAGCCCUCGAGUUGUGGGAGACCUUGGAGAAGAUAGAAGAAGAAAAGGAACUUCGCGAAACCAAACGAGAAAAAACCAAAAUAAAAAAAUUUAACCAACAAGUUAAAAAUUUGCGAAUGGCGGUACGCAGUAGCGUUUACAAAAAACAAACGGCUGGCCACCAGCAUGUUUUCGGAGAGGAAAAGUUUGAUGCUGAAAGAGAUCUUUACUAUCGCAAGUGCAGUACGUGCUCUUUUCAGCAAGAGUACGAAAAGAUGUGAUUUUUUUUACAGUUUUAUUCAGCCAUUUAUUGUCAGCACAUUCUCAGUUGUUGGCUACAUACUCAUUCGAAAUUACUCAUUUUAAUUUAAAUAAUAUUGCAAAUAUAGAUUUGGCAACUGCCA